AUGCCGCCCUAUUCACACACAUACACGCGUGCGCGUGCGCCUGUAUUGCUACCGCCGAACGGGCAUGAGUCAUUCACGUAUAAAUUGGGCGGCCCUCCUGGCCCACGUCAUGCAGUGACUAAUGAAGUGCACCCGCGAGUGGAGCUUCGGGAUCCGGACGCGUCGCGCAUGACUCAUGUGGGCUACGCGCGUGACGGUAAUAGCCGCACAGCUGUCGAUGGCAGUAAUGCACAGUGGCCGUGUCGCUCCCUUCUCUCCCUCCCCACCCCCGCCACCACCACCACCACUCCGAGUCUUACAAGCUAUGACGCGACGGCCACGCAACUUGCGCUCGGAAGGCUCACGGAAUUGGCAGUGCUGACCUCGACGUCGCCGCAGACGUGCUUCGAUGGUGUUUACACAAGCCGGCAACAGCAGCAGCAGCAGCAGUCGUGUAGCUGGGCUAACACCCCGAAACCCACCACCCCCAUCGCCGCCACCGCUGUCUCGCCCGGUUGCAACGGCCUUCAGGCUCUGAUCUCCGCUGCGGCCCUCACCGCCUCACCUCUGCUGGCCGACAGUGGCGCAUCCGACAGCCGCACAACGGCCUCCUGGGACGCCCAUCAGAUGUCUCCGUGUCUUCCGCUGGGGCUGCAACCGCCGCCUCAACAGAGCCUCGAGCUUCCAAGCGAUCCACCGAAGCGACGAUCUGGAGUCAUUCGAAGUCCGUCGGCCCAAUUCAACGACGAGCGGUACAGGGAGCGACGACGAAAAAACAACGAAGCGGUCCGCCGGUGUAGAGAGAACAAGCGGGCGCGGUUAUCGAUGAGUGACGAAGUGACAGGGCGGUUACAGUCAGACAAUAUUCUGCUGCGGUCCAAACUCGAUGGGCUCAAUUCGGAAGUCCGGGCGCUUCGUCACCUCCUCCUUGCUGGCCAGCAAUCUCAAGCCCAGAUGGCUGGCUCUCAGUCGCUGAAGGAAAACCCUCCGGAGACACCAAAGGCCCCUCCACAAACAGCCGAGGACACCUGUGCACCCCUGCCAAGUCCUCCUCCCGCGCAGUCCCCCACGAAACCUCUGCCAAAGUAUGCGCUCCCGAAGAAAGGCAUUCCACGCGUCCCCAGCCACCUUCCACCUCUGAAGCGACGCAUCACCCUCCCUCCCACCUUCAACCCCUUGGCCGGAGGCGGCACCACCCUAGUUCCGCUUGAGGGGGGUCGGAUUCACUCGGCAAUAAUCAGUGGAGUGAACCAAGAGCGCAAAGCAGUAACCGUUGAAUGGUAUGAACGUGGAGAGGCCAAAGGAAAAGAGCCCUCUAAUGAUACCACGUCGGUGCUCAAGGAACGCCCCGUCAACGAGACCGUACUCACCAACCAACCACCUUCACAGAGGAAGGUCACUCAGACACCCACCCCUGGGGCAUCUACCAAUCAGGGUGGAGGCCCUCCUCGACAGUAUCGGGGUUCUCGUUUGCCCGCACCAUCGACGCGACCCACUAGGGCUCGUGCCAACGCCGCCUCGAGUAGUGUAAUGGCCGUCGCCGAGGAUCUUGCUCAGCCUUCGCGUGGGGGUGAAUCGGAUGCCAUACAGCAUUCAAUUGCCACCGACACUUCCCUCGCGCAACAAUCAGGUUCCCAACGCGUGAACGAAGCAAUGGACACGGAUGAAGUUGUUACCAGUACUACCGCCAGUCGACUUACCGACUUCGAACAGUUUGAUGAGCGGGCUUGUGAAGAUUUGACCCUGCGGGAGGACCUCGAUUACGAAGUGGACGAUGGGAGUGGUGGCGGUGGUGGUGGUUAUGCUCCAGAGGAUCGUCAGGAUUGGGAAAACUACCAUCAAAGCAACGGUCGGAAUUUCCCAGAGACUCGAGAUGUACUUGGACCGAUGCCCGGAUUCGGUUCUAAACAGGAAGCAAUGAGGCGAAAUGGGACUCGUGGUACGUCAAAUUCAGUGACACCAACAACGGCCAACCAGCCAGGCGCCGCAAACACUUCAGUGACCAGUAGCAGCACAUCGCGAAAGUCCAGUGUUGUGAAGGAAAUUGAGAGGAUUCAACAACGCAGGGAGGAACGAAGGGCCGCCCAGAGAGCCGCCAGGGAACAGCCCGACGUUGAUCCAACAAGUCCAAGUUACGAGUUUCUUAUGAUGAUCAGGGAAUACCAGGAGUCUCUUGAUUAUCGACCGCUGACGAUUUCCGAUGAGAUCGAGUGUCACCAGAUCUGCGUGUGCGUCCGAAAACGGCCAAUGAAUAAAAAGGAACUCGCUCGCAAAGAGAUCGACGUCAUUACCAUACCCAAUAAACAACAAAUUCUUGUACAUGAGCCCAAAACCAAAGUAGACUUGACAAAGUAUCUGGAAAACCAGUCCUUCCGAUUUGAUUACGCAUUUGACGAGACCGCCGACAACGCCUUGGUUUACAGGUACACCGCCCAGCCCCUCGUGGAAAGCAUUUUCGAGCGUGGAAUGGCCACGUGCUUCGCCUAUGGCCAGACAGGCUCGGGCAAAACCCACACAAUGGGCGGUGAAUUCCAUGGUCGUGGUCUGCAGGACUGCUCCAACGGCAUUUACGCUCUGGCUGCUCGAGACGUUUUUCACCUGAACGCCACAAAGUACAGCCAUGAGGAUCUCUGUGUCGACGCGGCCUUCUUUGAGAUUUACAGCGGCAAGGUGUACGACCUGCUCAACAAGAAGGCCAAACUGCGAGUGCUUGAGGACGGGAAGAACCAGGUCCAGGUCGUUGGUCUCCGACACGAGCCUGUGCACUCCGUGGAGGAUGUGCUGCGUCUGCUCAAAUACGGCGCCGACAUUAGGACCAGCGGGCAAACUUCGGCGAAUCAACACUCGAGCCGGUCCCAUGCCGUGUUCCAGGCAAGCCCGCCCGCUUUAAUUGAGCUGCCAUUUGGUUCUCGUUUAAUCCUCAAAAAGCGUGGACCGAACAAACUGUUUGGCAAGUUCUCCCUAAUCGACUUGGCUGGCAACGAAAGGGGAGCCGACACAAGCAGCGCCGACCGAAUCACCCGAAUGGAAGGAGCGGAGAUCAACAAGAGCCUUCUCGCCCUGAAGGAAUGCAUUCGCGCUCUUGGUCGCAAAGGCGCACAUACGCCCUUCCGUGCCAGUAAAUUGACACAAGUCCUCCGCGACUCCUUCAUCGGCGAUCGCUCACGGACAUGCAUGAUCGCAAUGAUCUCACCUGGCAUCUCCUCUUGUGAGCACACCCUCAACACCCUCCGAUACGCCGAUCGCGUGAAGGAAUUGGGUCCUGGAAAUGCGAACGGCGCAUCAGGCGGGACUGUGCCUGCUGGGGACAGCAAUUUUUCAGCACAACCAGUCCCACCAAUCCCCUCGGCCAUUCCGUCGAAUCGAGGUCCUGUCACGAACCGGAUUGGAACUCGCGGCGGAGGCGAUGCCGCUGGUAUCUACUCCUCCUACAACGGCAGUGGACCCCUCCGUGGCUCGGACGAUCGAUAUGGCAUUGGGGGUUCUGGAGGACAUAUGAUGGAUCAUGAUCCCGAGGACGAUGAUCUAGCCAUGUUGCGAUCAGCCAAUGACGACAAAACGUCUGCAGACGUGCUGGAACUCGACAUUUGUCCUGAAGAUGGCGAGGUCUCGGAGGAGUUGCUCAACUUCCACGAAGUGGUCCGCCACAUUGAACGACUUGAAGAAGAAGUAUGCGAUGACCACGUCGCCCUAUGCAAUAAUUUUAACAAGUGGUCCAGUGAACAUCAUCGACUGCAAAGGGAGACCAUGAAAGUUCCCUACGAUGUUGAAGCGUACGCUUCUCGCUUGGAGCAGCUGCUGUCAACACAAGCCAACACACUCUUGGCUCUUAAAGACAAAGUGUCAACAUGGCGACGCGAAAUGCGCCAGGAGGAGGAGAUAAGCAGCAAGCUUCAAAAGGGCCGGCGACUGUAG
Messenger RNA from Mesocestoides corti, 3894 nucleotides. The record is from the annotation of a GenBank genome assembly. NCBI's taxonomy places the organism in Eukaryota, Metazoa, Platyhelminthes, Cestoda, Cyclophyllidea, Mesocestoididae.